Messenger RNA from Selaginella moellendorffii, 2325 nucleotides. Its product is annotated as pentatricopeptide repeat-containing protein At2g13600-like. Bases 1 to 2325 code for a protein of 774 amino acids. The transcript has 2 exons. NCBI's taxonomy places the organism in Eukaryota, Viridiplantae, Streptophyta, Lycopodiopsida, Selaginellales, Selaginellaceae. Gene Ontology annotation, molecular function: RNA binding; protein binding. Gene Ontology annotation, biological process: RNA modification. The record is from RefSeq and is a predicted model, not a curated record.
AUGGUGUUCUUCGUGGCGCUAAGCAUUGCUUUUGGUAUGAUUGGCGCGUGCCCUAAAAACAGAGGGACACUGGAUUUGCGUUGCAAUGUGAGCGAUGGCGGUGGAUUCCAGCGCCAGGGCCAGGGCGCGGGCAAUCGAAACGAGGUCAGUCACUGGAAAUCGAGCCGCCGCGGCAAUGCGGCGGCGCUGCUGGCGGCAUUGAAGGCCGCGAGCAGAGCCAGAGACAUCGAGCGCGGCCGCCAGGCGCAUCUGGAAGCCAUCCAUGGCGGGCUGGAUUCCAGCGUUUUCGUGGCGAGCUCGCUCAUCGAUAUGUAUGCCAAAUGCGGGAGGAUGGAGGAGGCCAGGGCUGUGUUUGAUGGGAUUCUCCACCGCGACGUGGUUUCUUGGAGCUCCAUCAUUCUUGGCUACGCACAGAACGGGCAAGGGGAGGUUGCGCUCGAGCUCUUUGUUGAAAUGCAGCGUGCCAAGGCGGAGGAUCCUUCUUCUCCGCAGGCUCCGAAUUCCCAGACUUUCGUGGCUGCGAUCAGAGCUUGUAGCAGCAUGAUCGACGAGAAGAAGGAAGGAAAAGUUCGCGAGGAUCGAAUGGCUUGUCUGGAGAAAGGCAUGGCCAUCCAUGCUCGAGCUCGGCUGGGCGGAUUGGACACGGAUGGUUUUGUAGCAUGUAGCUUGGUGGACUUUUACGCGAAGUGUGGAAGCAUGGUGACUGCUUGCUGGGUUUUCGAUCGAGUGGACGAUCGCAGCUACAGUGACUUGGUGCUGUGGACUGCUCUUAUCUCAGGCUAUGCACACAAUGGUGACGGCGAUAUCGCUCUAGAGAUUUUCGAGCAAGCGAGUGCCUUCUUCGAUGCGAGCUCUUCUUCUUCGAGCUCGUCCCAGAGUUACUCGACCCGGACGAUUUUCUUAGCGGCCGUGAAGGCUUGCACAAGCAUAGCAGCAAAAGAAGAAGUCACAGACAAGCACAGGCUCGACCGCAGCGAUGCUAACAAGUUCCUCAAGGCUGUGUCGCUAGAGAAAGGAAUGGCAGUGCACUCGGCAGCGGCAAGGCUCGGGUAUAUCACGGCAGCAGACAUUUUCCUGAUGAGCUGCUUGGUGGAUUUCUACGCAAAGUGUGGAAGCAUGGUGGAUUCGCAACGAGUUUUUGACAGCAUGAGCCGUCACGACGUUGUCUCGUGGACUGCUCUUGUCUGGGGGUAUGCACACAACGGGCAGGAGGAGAUCGCUUUGGAAGUUUACGCUCGGCUCCAACAACAGGGCUGUGCUUCAAACUCCCAGACGUUCGUGGCUGCUCUCAAGGCCGUCGUCUGUCUCGCGGAGGCUGAAGUUGGCAAAGAGAUCGACGGGAAAGUCGUCAAGGUGACGGCUUUGGAGAAAGGAAUGGCGAUUCACUCCCAGGCAGCGAGCAGCGGCAAGCAGCAUCACACGGAGACUUUCGUAGCGAACAGCCUGAUCGACAUGUACUCCAAGUGUGGAAGCAUGGUGGACGCUCUGAGAAGUUUGGAGGCGAUGGCUUCUCCUCCGGAUAUAAUCUCGUGGACAGCUCUGAUCCUCGGCUAUGCCGACGCUGGAGAAGGCAACCGAGCUCUCGAGAUCUUUUCUCGAAUGCAAAGUCAAGGUUGCCGUCCAAACGCUCAUACAUUCGUGGCAGCCCUCAAGGCCUGUGGCAGCAUCUCGGCUGUAGGAACUGGAAGAGUGAUCCACGGGGAAAUCUGCAAGUUCGGCCUGGAAACAACACUCACUGCUGGGAACAGUCUGGUCGACUUCUACGGGAAGUCCGGAAGCAUGGUCCGAGCUCGCCAAGUUUUCGACUGCAUUCCAGCGCUCGACGUUGCGAGUUGGACGUCGCUCAUGGCCGGAUACUGUCACCAAGGCGAAGCAAUGGCAGUUCUCGACCUCUUCGUUGGGAUGGUCGACCAAGGCGUGAAUCCAAACGAGAUAACUCUCGUGACAGUUCUCACGGCUUGCAGCCACGCCGGGCUCGUCCACAGAGGCAAGCGCUACUUCUCAGACAUGAAAGAGAGAUUUGGUCUCACUCCCAGGAUUGAUCACUACCACUGCCUCAUCGAUCUUCUGGGACGAGCAAACUUGCUGGAAGAAGCACUCCAGGUCGCGAAGGCGAUGCCAAUGGAGGCUACUUCGGUGACAUGGACGAUCGUGUUGGUCGCGUGUGAGAAGUGGAAGAACAUAGAAGUUGCGAAGAUUGCAUUUGAGGCCCUGGUGGUUUUGGACGAGAACCAGGCGGGAUCUUACGUCCUCAUGGCCAAUGUCUAUCGCCAACUUCGACCAUUUGUAGUUUCAUCUGGAGGAAACAAAACGAUCAAGCUGUGA